UCAGAAACAAAAGAUGAGUCCCAGAUGGCAGGGCAAGGACUUGGCCAACGCUGAUGCUGGGGAGGCCUCUAGGGAUGGAGAGCUGCCUGGCCAGUGACAGCGCAGCAGGAGAUGGGCUGGUGAUGAAGAUCAAGCAGGAGAAACCAGAGUGGCUGCUGCAGACGCUAGUGCCGCAGGCUGUGCUUUCCGAGAAGGAUAAGGAGAACAUUUUCCAGCAGCAUCGGGCCUUCCCACAAUGCCAGACGAUGGGGAGACCUCGAGCUCUCGGGGGACAAGAGGAGGCUGGGGGUACGCGGUGGACCCCUUCCACGGAGCAGGAUGAGGGGCUGGCAGGCCAGGCUCCUGGGGCAGCUCCCGGCACCCUGAGCCCUGCGCUUUCUGUCAGUGAGGGUCACUUUGUGUGCCUGGACUGCGGGAAGCGGUUCAGCUGGUGGUCAUCCCUGAAGAUCCACCAGCGCACUCACACAGGGGAGAAGCCGUACCUCUGUGGUAAGUGCGGCAAAAGCUUCAGCCAGAAGCCCAACCUGGCGCGCCACCAGCGGCACCACACAGGAGAGCGACCCUUCUGCUGCCCUGAGUGCGCGAGGCGCUUCAGCCAGAAGCAGCAUCUGCUCAAGCACCAGAAGACACACUCCCGGCCCGCCACCCACUCGUGCCCCGAGUGCGAGCGCUGCUUCCGCCACCAGGUGGGCCUCCGCAUCCACCAGCGGGCGCACGCUCGGGAUCGCCUGGGCGCCCGCACCGGCCUGCACGAGCUGCUCCGGGACGCAGCGGCAAGCCGGGCCUGUCGCCUGCGGUCGGCGCUGCCGCCGCCGCCGCCGCGGGGGCGCCCCGAGUGGGCUUGGCUGGGGCUCUGCCAAGGCUGGUGGGGCCAGCCUGGCGUCCGGACCGCAGAACCCGGCCCUUCGGGGCCGGGAGAACAGCGUCAGUUCAUCUGCAACGAGUGCGGCAAGAGCUUCACCUGGUGGUCGUCGCUGAAUAUCCACCAGCGCAUCCACACAGGCGAGCGGCCCUACGCGUGCCCCGAGUGCGGCCGCCGCUUCAGCCAGAAGCCCAACCUCACGCGGCACCUGCGCAACCACACGGGCGAGCGCCCGCACCCGUGCCUGCACUGCGGCCGCGGCUUCCGCCAGAAGCAGCACCUGCUGAAGCACCUGCGCACGCACCUGCCGGCCGCGCCCGCCGCGCCCUGCCCCCGCUGUGGGAAGAGCUGCCCCAGCCGCUCAGCGCUUCGAGCCCACCAGCGCGCGCACGUCGCCGCCGAGCUGCUGCGCCCCGGGUCCUCUGCGCAGUACCGGGAGCCAAGUCCCGACCCGCAGUCUGGGCGGUCCCCGGGCUCAGCCGCUAGACCGCGCAGCCCCCAGCGGCCCGGAGGAGCCGGCAAAGCGCUGUGGAGUCGAGGGCGCACGGGCUUGGCGGAGGCUGGCGAGCCACGUCAGUUCAUCUGCAACGAGUGUGGGAAGAGCUUCUCGUGGUGGUCGGCGCUCACCAUCCACCAGCGCAUCCACACUGGUGAGCGGCCCUAUGCGUGCCCCGAGUGUGGCCGCCGUUUCAGCCAGAAGCCCAACCUCACGCGGCACCGGCGCAACCACACUGGCGAGCGGCCAUACCUGUGUGCAGCCUGCGGCCGCGGCUUCCGCCAAAAGCAACACCUGCUCAAGCACCAGCGCGUUCACCGCGGAGGCCUGGCACCCAGCCCCAAGGAGGAGGCACUCUAGUGGACUGGGGUUGAGCAGACCCGUGGUGGAGGCAGGGCAAGGUUUGCGGGUGAGCGCCUGGGGAAUAGGGGCGACCAGGAGUGCUGGCUCUUAGAAACCCCUGCGGUAAAACCAAGAACAGAGUUCCAGAAGCAUCCCAAAGGGUGCUGGGUAAAGGUCCUAGGGUGUGUGGAGGGAGGAGGUAAUAGUGACGUUCCUCACCCCAGAGCCUGAAGUUGUCGGAGAUGGGCUGGGGGCCGUCUGUGUACCUUUUCAGAGGUUAGACCCCAGGCCUCAAGCCUGGAGUAGGGGGAGAGUAUGAAGUUGCCCAGGUCUGGACUGGUCAGCCAUAACACCAGGCUGUCACACUUAGGCUGAAGGAUGGCCAGGAAGCCACCCCUGUGGGAAAAUCUCAGCAGACUCACUGACACUAAGGAUGGAGCCAGAGACUGCGGCUAGGGAAGGGCAAGUAUGUCCCCAGCACCAAGGCCAGUGCUGGCGCUUAGUGGCCAUUCAGUAUUUCUGGAGUGGUUGGAUGUUCUCCAACCUGAGUGCUCUGCUGCCCACAGUGCUGGGUAUGGCAGGAUAACCCCAGAAAUGUGUGUGUGGUGUGAUGGGCAGGGGUGGGAUGGGCUUAGCUGAGGUUUGGUUGCUUGGGAGGGAGCUGGGUGGCAGAGCCAGAUGUGCUGCUCCUAUUGUGGUCCAGGGUGUGCCCAGAGUGGCUUGGCUGACUUUAUGGACUUGGAGCCUUUCAAUCUCCAUGUUGCAGAAGAGAA
Otolemur garnettii (small-eared galago) is the source of this 2473-nucleotide messenger RNA. It is a transcript of the gene ZNF775, whose product is annotated as zinc finger protein 775. Bases 54 to 1718 code for a protein of 554 amino acids. The record is from RefSeq and is a predicted model, not a curated record. Gene Ontology annotation, biological process: regulation of transcription by RNA polymerase II. Gene Ontology annotation, molecular function: DNA-binding transcription factor activity, RNA polymerase II-specific; RNA polymerase II transcription regulatory region sequence-specific DNA binding. Gene Ontology annotation, cellular component: nucleus. NCBI's taxonomy places the organism in Eukaryota, Metazoa, Chordata, Mammalia, Primates, Galagidae. The transcript is spliced from 3 exons.